This is a messenger RNA of Didymosphaeria variabile, 774 nucleotides long. RefSeq lists its product as uncharacterized. Bases 1 to 774 code for a protein of 257 amino acids. The record is from RefSeq and is a predicted model, not a curated record. NCBI's taxonomy places the organism in Eukaryota, Fungi, Ascomycota, Dothideomycetes, Pleosporales, Didymosphaeriaceae. The transcript is spliced from 2 exons.
AUGCGAGAAGAUUCUCAAGUUUUUACUGAUGAGGCACAGAUGGGAGCCGAUCUAGGAUCCGUAAGCGUGGCGGAACGGAUGAGAUGGGCAAGCAAGAGAGAGACAACAAGGACAGAAGACAUUGCUUAUUGUUUACUCGGGAUCUUCGAUGUGAAUAUGCCGCUUCUAUACGGCGAGGGUGAGAAAGCAUUCACACGGCUACAAGAAGAAAUCAUGAAGAACUCUGACGAUCAAACAAUCUUCGCGUGGGUACCUAGCAGCGCCGGGUCUUCCGACAUACUGAAUAUGGACGACAUCUCCUUCCAAUACAUGCAACUUCAAGGACACGUACCAGUCACCAAGUCGGACGAGCUUGUUGAGUCUAAUGAGAUCGACAUCACGCCCACGAACGUUCGUGGAAUUUUCGCGAAUCAUCCAAAUGACUUCAGGUCACCGUCAGUCUUGACACCUAGGAUAAUAGCGCUCCAAGCCAGCCUCGACGCCGACGUUGAGCAACCCUACAUGCUGACCAAUAAAGGAGUAGAGAUAACCUUGAUUAUGAUCACGCUGGUACCCACAGCCAAGAUAUCUGUAGCUGUGCUGGGCUGCGCAGAAAGAAAUUUCUCUGACUCACUUAUCGGUAUUAUCGUGCAGGCAGAUCCCAAUAAGCCGAUGCAGUUAUACCGACGAGAGGGCUACGGUUUGGUGCGAGUGUGGACGCAUGAUCUGGUCAAUGAAGGGAAAGCGCGGAGGGUAUAUCUGAGCAAAAGGCCUUUGAUCCAGGGUGUGAUCUAG